GCAGGACCCCAACAGCCACUGCCAGAGGCCCUGCCAGGAGCGGGUGAGGGCGCCUGGUGGGCUGCCCUCGAUCUUCUGCUUCGCGGUGACGCAGCCCUCGGGCGACGAGGCGGACUUGAUGAACGCCCAGGCCAAGCGCGGAGUGGGCAUCUUCGCUUGUAACGACUUCGCAGUAUUGUGCCAGGAGCAGGUCAGCCUCGACGGUGUAGACUCUCGGGAUUUGAUUACGUUCGAGCCCGCGUCCGUGGGUAUGUCGAAGGACGGUACCGCAGGAAACGCGGAGCUCUUCAUGAACGUGUGGAAAGCGAUCGGGGAAGACGGGCGCUACAAGAGCCACGAUUGGACGAUCAAGGUCGACCCCGACACGGUCCUGUUCCCGGACCGCCUCCGUACAGCCUUGGCGAAACCGAUUUACGAAGGAGCCACCGACGAGACGGGCCCGGGCGCUUUCGUGAAGCAGUGCAUGAAGUGGAACGGCCCUGGGUGGCCGGCCAUGUUCGGCUCGAUCGAGGCCGUUUCCACGCCAGCGGUCAGUAGCUACAUGCGGGGCGCAGACAGCUGCAAGACCAACCUGAAGUGGCAGGACUGGGGCGAGGACCUCUACCUCGCCAGCUGCUUCGAGCAGGUCAUCAUGGUCCCUGGCAUUGGCGACAUUAGCAUCAGCGGCGACGACGUCUGCAAGGGCGAGGGGUCCGCCGCGGGCCCCUCGACCGGCGCCACGUGCUGGGACGGCGAGAAGGCGUCGUACCAUCCCUUCAAGAACGCGGGCGACUGGUUCAGGUGCCACGACCAGACGACCACCGGCUAAGGCUGCCGCGAGCGCCUUGGGUUCCAGCUCCGGUUGGCUCCGUAGCCACCAGUCGUGUUUCGUCCCGUCCUCCUCCUCUCCUCCUUUCCUCAUCCUCUU
Messenger RNA from Prorocentrum cordatum, 907 nucleotides. NCBI's taxonomy places the organism in Eukaryota, Dinophyceae, Prorocentrales, Prorocentraceae. The record is from the annotation of a GenBank genome assembly.